UGCAACUAUAGUCACAUUAUUCAUCUACUUUCUCAUUUGUUCAUUCAUUUGUUUGUUUUUGGUCAGUUUUUUUUUUGGCUUAUGUUGGAUCAGUGACCUCAGCCUGACUGCUGUAGACAUGCAUUACUGCAGGAAGUUAUGAUCUAACAGUAUCAUGUUGAUGGAUCCUCAAGGGUGCUUGAUUCAUACUGGAAGAUAUGCUGAGACACUGGGAUAAGCCUAUAAUCAUUGAUCACAUAGUCAUUCACAAAUGUCCAGGCAUCUUGAGCCUACGCUGGAAAACUCCAACAUUGAAAUAGCACUUCUCUCUGUUGAUAAUGUGCAAAUUACUGUAAAUUUAAGAAAUGUUUACCAGUCAAAUAAGCACGGUGCUUAGUCUUAGUUUUGACCACCAAAAGCUACCAAAAGGCUUCUCAAACACUGCCAAAAUAAGAAAAAAUAACAACUUCUUCCAUUUACAUAAUGCUUUUUCAUCUUAAAAGGUCUUAAAGCAUUUAACAGAUAGGAGGGGACCCACAUAAUUGACUAUUUAGUGCAACACCAUUUUCGGUCAACCACAGCAAGCUACAUCAAGCUAUAGCAGUUCAUGUGUAAUUGAAUGUUUCUUCAACUGAAUUUUACAAGCCUCUGUUGGAAUUUGGCCAGGAUACCUGGGUUAAAACCAUUCAAAAAAUGCUGUUACAUCUUUAAUAAUCAACUAAUUCUGACCUUGCUUUACCCCUUUCAUCUGGAGGACAGCACUACCUAUUGCACACUAUCCUUUGGAAUUUCUUGUCCAGGGGAAAGAGCAUCACCUACUGGUCCACCAGCACAGCCCUGAAACACACAUUGCUAUGACAUCUGGCAGACAGAGAAAAUCACGAAUGGUUGUUGAUGUGGUAUUCUGACACCUGCUGCAAUAAAAUUAAACAAGAUACAGAUUCUGGAAUGAAAAACAAGCGUUACAGUUACUAGUUCCUGACCAGUUCGGAAAAGUCUUGCCAAAGAGGACAAAGUAGCAAGUAGCUCUAUAGAAAGGAGAUGCUGAGCGUCUCUCCAAGAGGGAAUCGUAGAGAAGCUGGUUUGCUUAGUGUUACAAUGGGUGGUGCUCCGUGUUGCAGUAUUCAGUUGACAGUUUCUGGGAGUAGGUGGUGCUAUUAAAAUUCCAAAGGGAAAAAGCUCUCUCUCUCCGAUGAAAACCCAUUCAUUCUCAACAUGGCGAAGCCUGUAGGAAUUCCUCAGAAAAGAUACAGGGCACCUCAGAUGAUGCUGAUGACCCGUUGCGGUUUACCAGACUUCCGAACUCCCAGCCGGUUAUGAUGUUGGAAAAAUGGACAAGUUUUCGGCCAGCAUUUCCGAGAUCAAAUGGAGCUCGGUGUCCUUGCCUUUGGAUUUAGUAGUCAGCAAAUUCAGAUUGCCGACGCUUGUGCGGCUCGGCCAAGGUGAUCAUGUGGAGGGCUUGACCGAGCAGGAUGUGAUACUGAUUCACUCCUGCAGACAAUGGACCACAGUGACUGCGCACAGCUUGGAAGAAGGCCAUUACGUUAUUGGGCCAAAGAUUGACAUUCCAUUACAAUAUCCAGGGAAGUUUAAACUGUUGGACCAAGACCGGGAUGUGAGAGAACCUAUACAGUACUUCAGCAGUGUGGAGGAAAUAGCAAGUGUGUUUCCUGACAGAGUAUUUGUGAUGGAGGCCAUUACUUUUAGUGUGAAGGUUGUUUCAGGGGAAUUCAGUGAAGACAGUGAAGCGUAUAAUUUCACACUGCAUGCUGGUGACGAACUUACACUAAUGGGCCAGGCUGAAAUCCUGUGUGCCAAAACAGUAAAGGAGAAAUCCCGUUUCAACACCAUCCUCCGGAAGCUGGGCAAGUCCAACACCUUGAGCAAGCAGGUGAAAGGCAAGAUGCCCUGCCUGAUCUGCAUGAACCACCGGACCAACGAGAGCAUCAGCCUGCCCUUUCAGUGCAAAGGCAAGUUCAGCACACGCAGCCCCUUGGAGAUCCAGAUGCAAGAGGGCGAGCACACAAUCCGCAGCAUCAUCGAGAAGGUCCGACUGCCGGUUAAUGUUAUGGUACCAAGUCGCCCUCCCAGGAACCUUUACGAUCUCCACAUUAUCCGGGAAGGCCACCGCUAUAAGCUGGUGAGCAUCAUUUCCAAGACGGUGGUCCUAUGUUGCAUUUUGAGGAAGGAGGAAGUGACCCCUUUUCACUUCCUGCUGCUGACUGAUAUGCCCCGGUUCUUGCUUCCCGAGGGCUUGCUCCGGGGGGAUCCCCUGUUUGAGAAGGCUGCUCAUGAGACCUCUCUUUUCUGUCAAGAGCAUUUCAACCCCGACGAGUAUUCUAAGGCGGUGCGGGAAGUGAAAACGGAUUUCACAGAGGAGUGCACCAGCCCCCGGCGCAUCCGCGUUUGCCUUCAGGGCUUUACUUCCAACUCGCUGAACUACGCACGUGAGGAGCUGACCCAGUCCUUCCAGCGUCUGUCCCUGUGUGUUUACAGUGGCACGCUGAUGCACACCAAUGGGGACCUUCACUCUCAGGGCUGUAGGGAUUCCUUAGGGGAGCAGCAGGUUAUGCCACACGAACUCCUGACCCCCAAUGAGGGAGGGGAAGGCGAACGGGAGUAUAUGACGCCUGACUGGGUAGAAAAUGAAUUCCGAACUGCAGAUCAGCCCGAGAUCCCCUAUGAGGAAUUAUGGACCAAUCAAAACCCUGGGAAUUAUACAGAAGCCAGCGGGAAUCCAGCGGUGUCAGAAUGUGGAGGAAAAGGGGAACCAAAUCUCAUUUCCUUCCAUUCAUCCACAACAUCUUUAGAUGGAACUAUGGGACCCUCACACAUUGCUGUCAAGCAAAUGGAAGAGAACAAAGUGCCAACUCCACCUCCUGUACCUCCCAAAUCUGAAGCUGUGAAAGAAGAGUGCCGCUUUUUAAAUGCUCCCCCAGUACCUCCAAGAGGCAGCAAAGGAGUUCCUGCUCCCAGCCCCCCAGUUCCUCCUCGAUUUCCAAAGGCCCAGCUCCAUCAAACCCAGACCCAGCCCAACCACUCACCAAACCCCAGCCUCUCCUACUACUCCUCCGGUCUUCACGACAUUGCUGGGACUCGCAGUGGCAGCUGUUCUCCUUCCCCAGACUCCUACUCUCUCUACUGCUAUCCCUGCACCUGGGGUGACUGCAAGGCUGUGGAUUCAUCCACCCGCCAGUAUACUGGCAGCAACGGGACCCCUGGAGUGCAGCCAGUACAGACUUCCUGGUCAGACCCUUGGGCCUAUGCAGAGAGCAUGCCCAGUGUCACAAGCGGACGGUCUACACCCCUCCUCAGCGCCGACACGGCUUAUAAAAGCUAUUACAGCUGCCCGAGGCUGAAACCUCCCCAUUCUCAGAAAAGAUUUGCACCCUUUGGGGCUCUGAACCCAUUUGCCAAUCCGGGAUACUCUUGCAGUCCUUCCUCCUCUCCAGCAGAGUGGCUGGAGCCUGGAGAUCGCCAGAAAUCCCCAUCCUUGGCCUCGGAUCCCUUUGAUCUGUUCGACCCGACAAACAGCCGGAGCACAUCUCCGGACAUUGCUUCCCUGAACUCAGGCGACGCGAGGUACGGUCAGGACGUGCGGAACUGCUACCAGGACCUGAUCUUUAAGAGUGGGGAGGGAAACGUGGGGCCUGCGCCCCCUCCCCGUCCACCUAAAAGCUUUGACACUGAAAACAUCAUCAUAAGAAGCACAGCUCCUCUCUCCCCAACUAUUGUAAGGGGUGCAGAAGGCGGCAUCACAAGAGUGUACCUCACCCAGGGAGUAAUUGAAGUACCACCUGUAUCUGCCCGGAGCAAUUCUGAGACUCCUUCUACCGAGGCACCAGGAGUGGCCCGAGUCAAUGGUGAUGGGUCAGCGUGGCACCCUCCCUCAGAUCUCUCCACUCUCUCUGUGGAAGAGGUUUCCAAGUGCCUGAGAUUCAUCGGCCUGUCGGAAGACGUGGUGACAUUCUUCGUCCGGGAACGCAUUGACGGGAGCAUCUUCGUGCAGCUGACGGAAGAAAUACUUUCAGAUGACUUUAAACUGACAAAGCUACAGGUCAAGAAAAUCAUGCAGUUUAUCAAAGGCUGGAGGCCCAAAAUUUAAAUCCACACUCUGCCCGGAGGGAACAAGCUUAGAAAUCUGGUAGCAGAGGAGAGGAAAAAUCCUGUAACAAAAACUGCGGGAAAUUGGUAGGGAUGAGAAAUGUCCUACAUAGAAAAUAGGAAAUUGUGCUGUUACAAAAGAGAAUUUACAGUGAUUUUCCACAUUUGAAGGUUUUAUGGACUAAAGAACUGUAACAGUUCUAUUUUUUUCAGAUGUGAUUUGUUAUGGAAUAAUGACCUAAUUUAGUAUCAUAGCAUUUAUUUCAAAACCCUUUUCUACAAAGGCAUGAGUCCAGUCACAAUCCCCUGUCUGUCAAUCCUUCUGUCAAAGGUCUGUCAAAACAACACUCUCAAACAAAUUAAGAGAGGUAUCAGAAAACUUUAGGGAUCCUGUUGGGAAUGUACUGUAUUCUAUUUUUAAAGAAUUUUCCUAAGUUUCCCAAGUACACAAAAAGCAAAAACUUUUUUACUAAUUUUCCCCAGUAGAGACCACAAUCCCUGUCUCCAUAUUACAGUUUUUCAAGUGUAAAAAAGUUCAAAAGGUGCUAUAGCUGAUGACAGUGGUUCACUUUUGAUACUUCUGCCCUGACGACCCUUCAUUAAUAAGGAUGUUUCAUUUUUAGAACUCUUUAUUCAUAAGAAGUCCUGCAACAGUAUAAUUGACUCAGGUACGAAAAUAUUUGAGAAUGUGGCUGUUUAUUUUAUCACAUGGUGACAAUGUAUAUCUGUAUUUUUAUUUGUUUGCAACCCAUGUGAAAAAUGUCCUAAAUCCAGUAGUAUGGAAUGCCCAGCAAUGCAUGAAUGUUGUAAUUAAAAAAGAAAGAAAGCACAUAAACUGUGAAUAUUAAAUUGUAUAUUCUAGGAGCGAAGCACAACCAGUAAACAUCCCCUAACCACCUACAUUUCAAAACUAAUAAUGACAGCUUUGCUUUUCUGACCAUUCUUAGGAUAAUUUCAGUCUUGCAUUUGUAAAUGCAAGGUUGAGUAUGAAAGUGCAGCUGAACAGACAAAAAACAAUCUAAUGGACUGACAUUGUACUAGGUUUGAAGUCCCUAAAAACCACCAUGGAAUCUGGUGUUGACAAUAGUUCAUUACCUGCAUCCGAAUGAGCUGGGCAGUAGUUCUCAUGUAUUUGUUUCUCCCCCAGAUACAUCACAAGAGGCUUGCAGACCCCCAUAGUAACAGUAUUCUAGGCACUAUUAUCAUCUCAACAUUUGCUUAGCUCCUGCUCAAGACAUUGUCAUUGUUGUCAAUAGCUAUAAUUAUAAAAACAAAAUAAGUUCUAAUUUUAGAUUUGAUUAUACAUUUAAAUGAACAUGGCAGGGAGUUUUUACAUGUUAUUUACAUGCAGACAAUAACCAUUCUUUACUUUUUCCCCUGUUAUUUGCUUCAGUGUAUCAUCUACAAUUGUCUAUAUUUCUAAAAACAAGUACUACAGAGAGACACGCCUGUUGUAAUAUUUUUGUUUUGUUUCCUGUUUUUUUUUUAAAGUUUGGACAUGCACUACAACCAAAUUAAAAAGAUUGGCGUGGCAUCCAUGCAGUCAUUACGUUGGCACUGACUGUCUGAUUGAAAUGUGGAAGACAAAAGGAAUGUCAUAUUUCAAAUCACUUUAGGCAGCAAUGCAAGAAAGUUAAGUAUAACUUUCCUUAAAAAAACAUAUAAAGGGAUUUUCAUUUAAAAAAAAAACAUUCAUACUACUAUUACUGUCCUCACAAUUCCUAGCCAACCUCUGUAGGUCAAAAGCACAUCUUCCUGAAAUUAAGAGGAAGCAAACUUAAUGAAAACAAAUUACUUUACCAUGGAGGUACAGUAGAGAGACUGUCUGCACAAGCUACAGUACUAAUGUGACCUACACCCACAUCUUCAGUAAGCUAGCCAGAACCAUGGUAUUAGAGAAUAGCUUAAUAAGGUGGAGAAAAGGCUGUGUCAUUAUAAAGCUCUUCAAUAGCUGAACUGUACCACAAGGAGGUGUCUGUAGUAAUUCUGUUAGGAUACAUCCUCUACAAGGAAGUAUUGCACUCAACCAUCGUUUUAGUGUAUCCAAUUGUGGACAUUUGGACCUUUUUCCAGAUUUGUUUUUCCAAUGCUGCACUGCAGACUGAAUUUGUCACAUGUAAACGUAAAAAUCACAUUUUAAAAACAUAGUUAGUACUUGUUGGUAGAUUUAAAUGAACCUGUUACAAGGUACUGUAUAUGGAAUUGCCAUUUAUGGACUGGCCUCUCUUUUCUUGACAAUAACAGAUGAUUUAACAUUAAGAGCAUGGCCCAAUUCUACAACAACAAAGUGUUGCUGACAAAAUCUCUGCAUGGUGUGGUGUCUUUAGUCAUGUGAAUUGAUUGAUAAUCGUGGCUAAGUUUGCUACAAAGUACUCAACAGAGGAUAAUGAUGUGAUUAAGAAUGAUACAUUAUCCUUGCUGUCUUGUUAUUUGCUGUGAGGUUGCUGACAGUAUUUCGACACCUCUGCACAGAUAUGUGCUGGAGUAUUAAAAGCAUGUAAUAGUACAGCAGUGUUGACAGUACUUAAAUAUCAAUUUUAUUGGAUGUUGUACUGAAAUGUAACAUUGCAGUAGUCAUGCAAUUGACAUUAUUCAUCAUAUAAAAUGAGCAGUCAUAGUAGUUCUGUCAGGAUGGCACUAUCUUUAUAUGAUAUGAUUCGGACAGGCCAGAAGCAGUAUUCAAAUAACUUCGGAAGGUUCUAGAAAUAACUAUUUUGGAUAUAUCCAACUUAAGAAACCAACAAUUAAAGGCUAUUAUCAAGCUUGUUUGGUGACUCAGGCUUGGAUCUGGACAGACCGAUAAGUUAUGCCCUUCAUGAAUUCUGAGCUUGCUGUGUUAUAUAAACAAAGUAGAAACAAAACCAGGCAAAUUAAUUAGAAACAUAAAGGCUGUAAAUUAAACAGGAUUAUGGUUAAAAGUAAUUUUCAUCAACUUGUUGUUCUGCUGCACUGAUUUUUAGUUAGAUGGUGAAAUAAAAUCAUACUUCCAGAGGGACAAAAUGUAUGUAGGACUUUUGAUGGCUUAGAUAUAAAAAACACAAUUCCCUUCUUCCCUGUAGCUUAGUCAAGGUGUUUACAGAAAGACAGUUUUCAGUAAACUUACAGGAGAUUUUUUAGUUUUAUUCCUCAGUAUGCUUAUGCCUCUCAUUAACCAAUGCAACAUCUCUGCAUUAUACAAACAGUUUAGAGAACAUCUAUAAAUCUUAAAAGAAGAACAACAUUAAACAAAAUGUACAGCACACGUACAAAUUAAGUCUUUAGUACUGGCAUUGCUGUUUCUCUAUCAGGUUUGAAUGAAAAAUGUGUGAGUUUAAGGUUUAAUUGAAGUGCUCUCAGUAAAUUUCUGUAAAAGUGCAUUUAUUAGAUGAUUGUUACAGUUUAAGCUACAAAAAUAAUCUAGAGUGUGUAAUACCUACUGAAAUAACAGUUUUGGGAAAACUGCUGUAAGGAGAGAGAAAAUCCGGUACUUACACAGAACGAGGUGACCCCAUGAAUUCACGUAAGCAUGGACAUAGAUAAUGGAGAUUCAUGCAGAUGUGUACCAUGUUUGUGUUUACAUUCUGGUCAUUAUGGGUGACGGAUGUGGUGCCCUUGGUUGUGCGCUGUUUUGUCAAUGGAAGUGUGUUCCUCCAUUUAAAUGUGCCCAUUUAUAUUUGAACCCAUUUUCAUUUAAUCAGAGUCCAUGGUUUUCAAUAUAGAAUUAUUUUGAAUAUGACAACACAUUUGCAUAUUGAACAACUACCAGAGUCUUGUUCUGCUGUGUUUCAAAUAGUUUGAUUAGACAGAAAUAAUACUAGUACGGGCUGCACCCUGAGUUUUAUGCACUAUGAAUCUUUGAGAACACUUGUAGUACUUAAUAUUAUGCAUGGAAUCUCUGUAUUUUUUGUCCUGUGCAUUGAAGCAUUCAACAGUGUUUUCUAUUGCACAGGCUUGUGUAAACACACAAAGAUACAAAAUCAAGACCAGGGUUAGCUCUCUCAACAAAUCAAGCACAAUGACUUUCUGAGAUUUUUUCAAAUAGAAUCGCAGGAUCCUCAUUAGAAUUUAUUUUCUCUUUCACAUCAUUCACUAACUCUCAUUACAUUACCCCAGGCAACAAAGGUAUUAUCUUUUACAUCAUUUGUUGCAGGCAAGUGUCAAACAUAGUUUUCCCUUAAUUUUAAAAUCCGGAAGUGAUGUUUUCUGUCAUUGUUAAAUAAUGUCUGCAUAGUACACUUUCAGAAGUUUAGAUCUUAAGGAAAAAAAAAGUCAAAGUUUGUUUGGACUCUAGAGUUCACUGAUUUCCUACAGAGUGCAGGAAAUGUUUUUUUUUUCAUUUUGUAUUCUGCAUUGUUACAGUACAAUGUUGAUCCUGUCUGAAAGCACAUACCAAUAAAUAAAAUACAGAAAAUGUAAAAUGAGAGAAAUUUAGAUUUUGACGUUGCGGAUAUGUAAUUUCUGAAUAAUACAAUGCAUGUAAAACACAAAAUAGAGGUUAGUUUAAACAUGACUUGGAAAACACCAUUAUAAAGCAGCAGGAUAUAAAGGAUAUAUCACCUUUCAUUGCCUUAAACUGUUGAUCAUCAGUUAUAUGAUGAAUUGUAAUGAUCCCUUUUGACGUCAGAGGACAUUAGAAGAGUUGUAGGAGUAAAACAGCAUUGUGACUCUUCUCUGACAUUUUGAAACUCAUUUAAAACGCUCAUUCAUGUGAUUGCUACAGUUCUCAGAAGUAUGAAAUCCUUGAAACCGAAGUGAACAGUUUAAAGCUCUUGCCACGUUCUUUCACAACAAAGAACCAAAACGAGACUAUGAAGCCUUCUUCACAGUAUUAAGAGAUUUACUGUAUGCGCUUACCUUAGAGUAGCAAAGUUUACAUUUAACAUUGUGUUGCUGCUUGCAAUAAACCUAAAAAAAACAUCUUGCAGCUACCAACUGUUAUACCUAUUGAAUAUCUUAGACAAAAAAUUAAAAGGAUUGGACAGAAA
Lepisosteus oculatus (spotted gar) is the source of this 9047-nucleotide messenger RNA. It is a transcript of the gene garem2, whose product is annotated as GRB2 associated, regulator of MAPK1-like. NCBI's taxonomy places the organism in Eukaryota, Metazoa, Chordata, Actinopteri, Semionotiformes, Lepisosteidae. The record is from RefSeq and is a predicted model, not a curated record.